AUCAGUUGUUUUAAAUUUUUUGGCAUGAGACCUGAUUUACUGGUUUUCAUCUCAACUACCAACUUGUUUCAGCCGAAGUUUUUAAGUCGGGAAGAACGCGAAGCAUUGGCUUUGAAAAAACGUGAAGAGGAAGUGGCGCGGCAAAAGGAGCAACAAAAGCAGCUGCUGGAACGAAGAAAACAAUUUAUUCAGGAAGGCAAGAAAAGUGAUCGAGAUCGUGAUCGAGACCGAAGAGACAGAGAAAGAGAUCGGGAACGGGAACGAGAGCGAGAGCGAGAGCGUGAGAGAGAGAAGGAGAAGGAGAAAGAGAAAGAAAGAGAAAGAGGGAAAGAAAAAGAUUCUGCUAGGAAUAAGGAACGCGAAGGUUGCGAAGUUUCAAAUUAUCUUGUUAGUUAUGAGUCUUGUUCAGGGAGGCGUAGCCGGAGUAGGGAGCGACGUAGUCGAAGUCCGAGAGAUCGGCGGAGUAGGAGCCGCGAGAAGAUUAAAAGGGAUGGUGAGAAGGAGAAGUUGGAGAAGAAAGAUGGUUCUGAUAAGGUUUCUGAUAAAGACAUGGAGAAGUUGAAUGAGGCUAUCAGACAGCGGUAUUUAGGAGGCCAACGUGAAAAGAGGAAAAGGGGAAGGCGUUUGCAUGAGAGAAAGUUUAUAUUUGAUUGGGAUGCUGCUGAAGACACAUCUAAUGAUUACAACUCUUUAUAUCAAAACAGACAUGAGGUACAGUUUUUUGGUCGUGGCUCAAUAGCAGGCAUGGAUGUAAACGCUCAGAAAAAACAGAAGUCUGAAUUUUACGCAAACCUUAUGGAAAAGAGAAGGACAAAGGAAGAAAAGCAACAAGAAGACAGAAGGCUGGAGGGUGUCAAAAAGAAGCAGAAGAAAGAGGCAUUUGAUAACAGGCAUUGGUCUCAAAAAACUCUGGAACAAAUGUCUGACAGGGACUGGCGUAUCUUUCGUGAAGAUUUUAAUAUAUCUAUUAAGGGUGGCCGCAUACCAAAACCAUUGAGAUCUUGGGAAGAAGCAAAUCUUCCUCAUGAAGUUUAUGACGUUAUUUUGAAGAUUGGCUACAAGGAGCCUACUCCGAUCCAGCGGCAAGCAAUACCAAUAGGUCUUCAAAAUCGCGACAUAAUCGGAGUAGCCGAAACUGGUUCUGGUAAAACAGCAGCUUUUCUUAUACCGCUUCUUGUUUGGAUAACCUCGCUUCCAAAGAUCCAAAGCACGGAAGAGCAAGAAAAUGGGCCUUAUGCCAUUAUUAUGGCUCCUACUCGUGAACUUGCUCAGCAGAUAGAAGAAGAGACAGUUAAGUUUGGCCAGCUGCUUGGUAUUCGCACUGUUUCUGUUAUUGGUGGUGCAUCUAGGGAAGAGCAAGGACUGAAACUUCGACUAGGCGUUGAGGUUGUAAUUGCGACUCCUGGACGUCUUUUGGACGUUUUAGAAAAUCGUUACUUGUCUCUGGACCAGUGCAGUUACGUUAUCUUGGAUGAAGCAGAUCGCAUGCUUGACAUGGGAUUUGAGCCAGAAGUACAGAAGGUGCUUGAAUACAUUCCCGUAACCAACUUAAAACCAGACACUGAGGAUGCAGAGAAAGAGGAAUCAAUAAUGGAGAAUUUUUAUUCCAAGAAGAAGUAUCGUCAAACUGUUAUGUUUACUGCUACCAUGAGUCCUGCUGUUGAGCGACUCGCUAGGGCUUAUUUGCGCCGACCAGCUGUUGUUUAUAUUGGAUCUGUUGGUCGUCCUACCGAACGUGUUGAACAGAUAGUUUACAUGCUUCCUGAAGAAAGAAAACGGAAGAAAUUGGUUGAAUUAAUUUCGUCGGAUGCAUUUGAGCCUCCAAUCAUCAUUUUUGUGAAUCAGAAGAAGGUUGCAUGGCUUCUCUCGGAAUUUGCAGGUUUCCAUGCCGCUUUAAGUUACCAUGAGAAUAGUAUUGAUUUAUGCAAAAUGAUUGGAGCCGAUUUGCUAGCAAAAGGUCUUACAAAGCUGGGUUUUGCACCUUGCGUUUUGCAUGGUGGCAAGGGCCAAGACGCUCGAGAGUAUUCUCUUGCUGCUUUGAAAGACGGUACUAAGGAUAUUUUAGUGGCUACCGAUGUUGCUGGUAGAGGGAUUGAUAUUAAGGAUGUAUCUCUCGUGCUCAAUUACGACAUGGCUAAAUCUAUCGAAGAUUACACGCAUAGGAUCGGUCGAACUGGUCGAGCCGGUAAACAUGGAAAAGCUAUUACAUUUUUGACGCCUGAAGACAAGGAUGUUUUUUAUGAUCUCAAGCAAUGCUUACUUGAAAGUCCCGUUUCUACUUGUCCACCAGAGUUAGCUAACCACCCUGACGCUCAACAAAAGCCGGGAACGUUUGUGAUUAAAAAACGACAGGAGGAGACUCUCUAUCGUAACUAA
Molecule: messenger RNA, 2376 nt
Organism: Enterobius vermicularis (human pinworm)
Lineage: Eukaryota; Metazoa; Nematoda; Chromadorea; Rhabditida; Oxyuridae
Source: the annotation of a GenBank genome assembly